Funneliformis caledonium is the source of this 336-nucleotide messenger RNA. The record is from the annotation of a GenBank genome assembly. NCBI's taxonomy places the organism in Eukaryota, Fungi, Glomeromycota, Glomeromycetes, Glomerales, Glomeraceae.
AGUAAGGAAUUCGUGCUAAGGGCGGUUGGGAGUCAGAUCUUAAGAGUCAAUGUAUUAAAGGAACGACCUCGUAGAAAUAAUUUCUUAUCAAUACAUUAUAGCACUGCGAUAAUACUUGUCUAUAGAAAUGAACAUCCCGGGUAUAUCGAACCAUACCUUGUCAAAAGCGUGAAAGAUAUGGAAAUAGCGCGUUCAAAUAAAUUUCAAGAAGGGUUCAAACUGUACGGUUCCAAAGGUAUGGAGCAUGCGAACCAUACAGUUCUUUCUCAAAUAAAUGAAUUUAUUGAGAAUAAUAGAAUUAAUGACUCUUUGCAAGCUGGUGAUAUUGCUGCAUAG